This is a messenger RNA of Vigna radiata var. radiata (mung bean), 1069 nucleotides long. RefSeq lists its product as uncharacterized. The transcript is spliced from 7 exons. Lineage: Eukaryota; Viridiplantae; Streptophyta; Magnoliopsida; Fabales; Fabaceae. Gene Ontology annotation, cellular component: transcription factor TFIIH holo complex. Bases 349 to 924 code for a protein of 191 amino acids. Gene Ontology annotation, biological process: regulation of cyclin-dependent protein serine/threonine kinase activity; DNA repair; regulation of transcription by RNA polymerase II. The record is from RefSeq and is a predicted model, not a curated record.
AAAAGAAAAAGGUGAAUUGGGUAAAUCUGGGUUUGGGGAAACUUUUUGAAGAAAAAGGUUUAUAAUUGGAGGGUUUAAUAGGGGUAGAUGCUUAAGUGUUGAUUUUGCAGGAUCUAAUCAUCUCUUCUACCUCCGUCGCGGCGCGCAUCGAGUUUUCUUUUCUAGGUGCGGGCAAAAAACUCAGGCUGGAUAAGAUGCUGGGGAAUAUUUUGUAGUGUGGGUGCAGAUGCAUUUUUUACAAAUGCAAAAGUAUUAAGUGAGAUUUUACAGCAGAAACAAAAGACUUCAUUCACUAGCAUAUGAAAGUGAGAAAUAUAAAGUUGGCAACAAGAAGUUCACAGUAACAGUAUGGUGGUCUCCAGUACAAAUCCCCACAGCAAGGAGAUAGCCAUCAGAAGGAGGAUUUCUAGCAUAUUUAAUAAACGUGAAGACGAUUUCCCAUCUUUGAGGGAAUAUAAUGAUUACUUGGAGGAAGUAGAGGACAUGACAUUUAACUUGAUUGAAGGAAUAGAUAUUUCAGCCAUUGAAGAAAAAAUUGCUAAAUACCAGGAAGAAAAUGCCGAACAAAUAAUGAUUAAUCGAGCUAGGAAGGCUGAAGAGUUGGCUGCAGCUCUGGCAGCAAGUAAGGGACAGCCUGCACUAACUGACAACGAUGUGGCCACAAACCAAAAUUCUCAAACAGGAUUUGGAGCUGUUCCACAGGGACAGUAUGCACCUACAUUUGCAGGAGGACAGCCAAGACCCACAGGCAUGGCUCCACAACCUUUACCACUUGGAGGAGGUGACAUGCUGGGCUUUGCAGGUGAUGAUGAGGAAUCAAAGAAGCUACGAGAUGAGAGAGGAGCAAGAGCUGGAGGAUGGAGUGUACAAAUAAGUCGGAAACGGGCACAUGAAGAAGCUCUUGGAAGCCUCUGGGUUUGUUAAGACAUUACUAAUAAUAUUCAUAACAAUGCUAAUUCCAGUGUCAUGAAAGCUAUUUUUUAUGCAUGGAUAUUUGAUGUAUAUGGUGUAGAAUGUAAGAUUUAUUGCAUUUUUGUUUCGUUUAACUAUAAUGAAUUAUGUUUCAAGA